Molecule: messenger RNA, 483 nt
Organism: Lactuca virosa
Lineage: Eukaryota; Viridiplantae; Streptophyta; Magnoliopsida; Asterales; Asteraceae
Source: the annotation of a GenBank genome assembly
AUGGAAAUAAUUGUAUUCCUAUCUACACGUGUUGGUCAUCGUGCCUGGUCUGUGACUGUAUCGCAUGUUUAUCCGUUUUCCUUGCGGUUUCCUUCAGCCCAUAUCGCCAAAUCAGCCACGAGUUUCCUCAACUCACCUCUCUUGCUACGCACCGUGAUUUCUUUCCAGAAACGUCCUCGCAUCGGCGGCAAAAUCAACCCAUUAUACGCCGUUGCGGCACCAGUGAUUGCAUCACUGAUAGUCGGCGAUGUUCGUGGCAUGGUCGAAGAAGUGUUCUAUAACGUAGUCGUCGCCACCGACGUUCGAAAUCGGCGUUGGGGUUCUCCCUUCGGUGAAGCCAAAACCGCUACUUUUCAGUUAAACGAAAUUGGUGAUUUCUUCUCGGCUUCAGCUGAUUUUGAACAAUUCUACACGCAGCUGUUACUAUUGGCUAUUGCAGAUAAAGAGUCCAUCCCAGGUAGAAGCUGCAUUUGCAUAUCUUAA